AUGUCCUCGUCGCCGCCGUCGGACCCGCUCCCGCAACCGGCAUCAUGGGGCGCAGAUUACCCGCCGGGUAUCGCACCACGCUCAGAGGCUAGAAGGUUUGCGGCAGCUCGUGCAGCGCUCAAGGUUCAAAAGGCGGCUGUGGCAGAGUUUGAGCGUCGGCAUGGUCCCAUCCCGCGCAAGGUCAAGGUCAUCUCGCCGCCAUCGGCGUCCACCUUUAUGCGCAAGUACGUCGCCCACAAUAGGCCCGUCAUCAUCCGCGGCGCCGCAGAGCACUGGCCGGCUCGCGCAAAGUGGGAUCUUGACUACCUUGACGACGCCAUCGGCAAGCGCAAGAUCAACGUCAACGUCAUGCCGUACUCGGCUGGCUCAGGCACCAUCGUUGGUGGCCAUCACGUCGAUCCCAAGCUCGUCACUAUGCGCGUCACAGACCUCAUCUCCCUUCUCCACUCUGAGGCCGACUCUGCCAAGUCCAAGUCCAAGUCCAAGGCCAAGGCCCAGAAGAAGAGCAAGAGGAAGACUGCCAAGGCGUCCAAGAUCAAGGCCCAGAAGAACAGGAAGAAGUCCGCAAAGGCGUCCAAGACCAACGGCCACGCAAACUCUGCCCUUCCAGACAAGUACUACGUCUCGUCCAAUGAGAACAACUUUACCAAGCAAUUCCCAGAGCUCAAGGGCGACGUCGACAUGCGCGGCUUUGGCUUCUUCCCCGCCGCCAUCGACUCGGUCAAUCUGUGGAUGGGCGGCGAGGGCUGCUUUUCGCCACUCCACAACGACUACAUGGACAACCUGUAUCUAGUUGUCCGCGGCCAAAAGUCGUUCCGCCUCUACUCGCCGCUCUCCUCCAUCUUUCUCUACGAAGCUCGAUUCCGCAAGGCCUUCUUCGACAAGUCGCCCGACGGCGAGUGGUUCAUCGACGAGGUCGCGCCCAUCAAGCACCAGAACUGGAUCGCUGUCGACCCACUCUCGCCGGACUAUGCCCGCCACCCCCUCUUCAAGUACGCCGCACCCAUUGACGUCACUCUGGAGGAGGGCGACAUGCUCUUCCUCCCUACACACUGGUACCAUCAGGUCUCUCAGUCUGUCGAUGCCGAGGGCAAGUGCAUCGCCCUCAACUACUGGUUCAAGCAUGACGUGCCCUACGACUACGUCGAUCUAUUCAACGCCACAGAGUCCGCCGCACAGGCCAUCCUUGGCGAGCGCUUCCUCUACGACGGCCCCUCAUCGUCGUCGUCGGACACAGCCGCGGCGUCGUCGUCCACCGACUCGGCAACAGACUCGCUCGACUCGGAGACAACCUUUGAUCCACUGCACGACAUCUGACCACUCCGCA
Thecamonas trahens ATCC 50062 is the source of this 1327-nucleotide messenger RNA. Its product is annotated as JMJD7-PLA2G4B protein. Gene Ontology annotation, molecular function: 2-oxoglutarate-dependent dioxygenase activity. Lineage: Eukaryota; Apusomonadida; Apusomonadidae. The coding region runs from base 1 to 1317 and encodes 438 amino acids. The transcript has 2 exons. The record is from RefSeq and is a predicted model, not a curated record.